AUGCUGGUGGUCCUGUUCACAGCGGUCCUGCUGGCCCUGAGCUCUGCUCAGGAACCCGGUGAAGAACUUCAGAACCAAGACCAGAUUCCCAAUCAGAGACCACCUCCUUCAGGAUUCCAACCAAGACCACCUGCUAAUGGGAACCAGCAAGGCCCACCCCCACCAGAAGGUCCACAGCAGAGACCUCCACAAGGCCCACCCCCACCAGGAGGCCCACAACAGAGACCUCAAGGCCCACCCCAACAAGGAGGCCCACAGCAGAGACCCCCUCAAGGCCCACCCCCACAAGGAGGCCCACAGCAGAGACCUCCUCAGGCUGGAAACCCACAAGGUCCACCACAAGGUCCCCAAUUUGGAUUAGGUGGCUGGUUCUACCUAGGGCUUGGAGUGGGUCUUCCUGAUUACCUGGUUUUAGAACUCUGUUCUCUACCUGGCCUCCAGACAGUGCCUCGCUUCUUCCAGCACAGACUUGGGAGAAACUCCAGAGCCUCUUCCAACAUGCUGGUGGUCCUGUUCACAGUGGUCCUGCUGGCCCUGAGCUCUGCUCAGGAACCUGGUGAAGAACUUCAGAACCAAAACCAGAUUCCCAAUCAGAGACCACCUCCUUCAGGAUUCCAACCAAGACCACCUGCUAAUGGGAACCAGCAAGGCCCACCCCCACCAGGAGGCCCACAGCAGAGACCUCCACAAGGCCCACCCCCACCAGGAGGCCCACAGCAGAGACCUCCUCAAGGCCCACCCCAACAAGGAGGCCCACAGCAGAGACCCCCUCAAGGCCCACCCCAACAAGGAGGCCCACAGCAGAGACCCCCUCAAGGCCCACCCCAACAAGGAGGCCCACAGCAGAGACCUCCUCAGGCUGGAAACCCACAAGGUCCACCACAAGGUCCCCAAUUUGGUAGACCCCAGGGACCUCAGUAA
Messenger RNA from Mastomys coucha (southern multimammate mouse), 921 nucleotides. Its product is annotated as proline-rich protein 2-like. NCBI's taxonomy places the organism in Eukaryota, Metazoa, Chordata, Mammalia, Rodentia, Muridae. The record is from RefSeq and is a predicted model, not a curated record. Bases 1 to 921 code for a protein of 306 amino acids. The transcript is spliced from 5 exons.